Zygotorulaspora mrakii is the source of this 1599-nucleotide messenger RNA. RefSeq lists its product as uncharacterized. Gene Ontology annotation, biological process: acyl-CoA metabolic process. The record is from RefSeq and is a predicted model, not a curated record. Bases 1 to 1599 code for a protein of 532 amino acids. Lineage: Eukaryota; Fungi; Ascomycota; Saccharomycetes; Saccharomycetales; Saccharomycetaceae. The transcript has a single exon. Gene Ontology annotation, molecular function: fatty acyl-CoA hydrolase activity. Gene Ontology annotation, cellular component: mitochondrion.
AUGAUGAAUAUUUAUGCCAAAGGAAGGGCGCUAUCUAUCUGGAAGCGGGCCUCGAGCUUCAGGAAUGUGACCAGGAAGUUCCAGGUGGCAUCAGUGGUCUUAAAGCAGGGGAACGGCUCAAACGACCCCACAUCUGUUGAGGAUCUUGCUACAAGACCGGAUGCCAAUGCAACGACAUCUACAGAUUACUAUGAGUAUAGCCGAGUGGUCAAAGACGCUGCCCGUGACUUCAAAGCAACUUGGUUAAAUGCGUUGGCUGAACGGAAAGCUCAAUUGGCGCAAGGCAAAGUCAUUGAUUCGUAUGUUUAUAGCCAUAUCAAAUCAACAGACGUUAUUGAUAAAACUACGAAGGACUCAUUCGCGUAUGUCGUUUUGCCCUUUAGAGAUGACCCUGUUGUCGCUGAUUUUUACGUCAAUGCAGCUGGUAGACUGAGAAUGGGACAAUUGUUCCAAGACUUGGAUUCUUUAGCUGGAAAGAUCGCUUACAAGCAUGCUGCCCCUGUUGAACCAAUGAUCGUGACUGCAUCCGUCGACCGUAUUUAUCUCCUCAAGCCGUUAGACACUAUUGCGGACUUCAAUAUAAUCCUGUCUGGUUCUGUUAUUUAUACAGGUAGAUCCUCCAUGGAGAUUACGAUCACUGCAAGGGCUUUGCCUGGAGACAUACCAAAGGAAAUUUCAGGGGAUAACUUGUCUGAUGAUGACAUUUUUUUGACGGCAUCUUUUACGUUUGUUGCGAGGAACCCUGAGACUCAUAAAUCCUUGGCCAUCAACAGAUUCCUCCCUCUUACAGAAAAGGAAUGGAUGGAGUUUAAACGGGCAGAAUCACGGAUGGCAUCAAAGAAGUUGAAAUCUAGAAAUAUGGACUUGGAAAAAAAUCCACCUACAAACGAAGAGUCGGUAUUAGUUCAUAGUUUAUGGUCAGCUUCAAAAGAAUUGGCAGGCUUGAAAAAUAAGCCCACAAAUAUAGUAUUCAUGAAGGAUACCAAUGUCAAAUCCACGAUGUUUAUGCAGCCGCAGUACAGAAAUAGACAUUCUUAUAUGAUUUUUGGUGGAUACCUGAUGAGACAGACUUUUGAACUGGCAUACUGUUGUGCUGCAUCAUUUUCACAUGCCCUACCAAGAUUCGUCUCCUUAGAUUCUUUGACAUUUAACACACCAGUUCCUGUUGGAUCUGUUCUGCACAUGGAUGCUACGGUUGUAUAUACUGAGCACCUUCACGAAGAUUCAUCCAAGCCGAAAGUCCUUUCUGUUUCAGACAGUGCAAUUGAUGGCAACACCAUAUUUCACUUUCAACCAACUCCGGUAAACAAUCUCUCUCUUCAUGAGAAUGAUUUCCUUUCAAAGCCGGGAACUCUCAUUCAAAUCAAAGUUGAUACUAUGGUUCAGGAAUUGGCUUCCGAAAAACUUCAAAAAAGUGGCUCCUUUAUAUAUUCUUUCUUUGCUCCAAGAGAUUUAGACGAUGAACAACUUGGUUCACCGGGCUAUGCCACUGUGGUUCCUGAAUCAUACUCGGAGAUGAUAGAAUAUAUACAAGGAAGAAGGAGAGCCACCGAAACAGCUUUAUAUGCGAAAUCUAUCAAGGAGAAUAGCGAAAAGUAG